Messenger RNA from Aedes albopictus (Asian tiger mosquito), 2190 nucleotides. RefSeq names its product zinc finger protein 281. The record is from RefSeq and is a predicted model, not a curated record. NCBI's taxonomy places the organism in Eukaryota, Metazoa, Arthropoda, Insecta, Diptera, Culicidae. Gene Ontology annotation, molecular function: DNA-binding transcription factor activity, RNA polymerase II-specific; RNA polymerase II cis-regulatory region sequence-specific DNA binding. Gene Ontology annotation, cellular component: nucleus. The transcript is spliced from 2 exons. The coding region runs from base 195 to 1880 and encodes 561 amino acids. Gene Ontology annotation, biological process: regulation of transcription by RNA polymerase II.
ACAAUGUCUUUUGGCCGAGAUUCCUGGCCACUCUUGUGAUGAUAAUCAAGAGACUAGGUGUUGUUUUGUGUGUUCUGCAAGUAGCCCGUUAGAUUUGUGUGCUGAUUAAUGUGUGGCUCCCUAGUACUUUUUUUAAAGUUUGAUUAAAGUUUGUUUUAUUGUUGUCUGUUAAAUUUGACAGAGACGGUUUCGUCAUGGACGGUAACUAUAAUCCAAACCACCUCUCCGACUUCAGUCACAGUGCAAUUGGUGAUCCCGAACGGUUUGCAACCAUCGAUUACACUAUGGAUCCUUCUUCAGCGGACAAUUCGCCGCUCUGGGGAGCAACCCAGUUGAAAUAUCCAAGUUUCGACCCGGAAGCGCAACAGCAGCAACAGAAACCGUUAUGGACCGACAGCAACACUCCUUACCAGCAAGUGAUGCAACCCGGAGAAUACAACCCGUAUCCGGUUCCAUCGCUGGAGGGCAACUAUGCCGAGCUACGAUCAUCGCCCCAAAUCGUCGAGGCAGAUUCCACGAUUGCAGAAACCAUGUACCAUGGAUAUCAGCAGGAACUCCAGCCGGGACCAUCAGAGACGGCAGCGUUUCAGGAUCCCGCUGGUGGUUAUCAACCGUAUUAUCUAUCGCAGCUUCCGUUUUUUAACCACAACUAUGUUUUGUUAUCAGAAGAUGGAUCUUAUCCGUCAUCGGAGUCUGGAAGUGGUGGAAGGUCGCCUGAUGGAGGUUAUUCGUCAUCGUCCAACCACAUGUUUCCCCCGUCGUAUCAGCCACAAUAUCCAUCAACUGAGGUGCCAUUUCAGAACGUGAAUCAGGAAGUGAACUCUGCGACGGAAGCUGUGAAAGUUGAAAUGACUGAGUUUAAACAAGAACCAGCUGAAGCUGGUGCAGUGAGUUAUCAGCAACAGCCGAAUGAUCAAAUGUUUCAAACGUUGAAUAGAAGCCGUAACCCACAAUCGCAUCUUACCCCAGGUCCUCAAGUGCAAAUUUUCUUUCCUCAACGAGAACCGAACGAUCAAGUUGCUCAGUAUCGUCUGCAACUGAAUGCUCAAGAGGGCCACAAUAAUCAACAAAAUUGUGACAAUCAAAAACCUAUUAUUCAUGGAAACAUUCUAAUAAAACCAGCCGACAAUGCGGAUCCAACCGAGCCAAUACAAUACGAGUUGGUCAAUUUGCAGCUCGGAGAGCAAAACGGACAGCAACAUGAGCAACAAGUCCAGUACCAUUUCAUGCAGCCAACGCCAGAACAGCAGCCAUUGCGCCAACCACUUGCACAGCAACAAGCUCGCAACAAACAGAAACAAUCACCCAAAAAACAACGGAAGCAAUAUACGAUACACGACGAUCAGCAACCUUCGACGUCGUCGGCCGGAAUGAAGCCUAAAGUUCCGUCACCCGCCCGUGGCGUUCCAACGGCGGUCGCAGCCAACGGUGAAUCAUCGGAGAACAAACCGGAGGGAGGCGCCGUGCGCAAAUCGGCCCGGCCAAGCGUGAUCGAGAGAAGCGACUUCAAGUGCCCGAAGUGUGGAAGCUUCUUUGCCCGGCAGUGCGGCCUCACUCAGCACCACGAGUGGAUCCACGAGAAACGAAAGUUCCCAUGUGAGCGUUGCGGUAAGAAGUUCAAAACCGAGGAGACCCUGGUCAAGCACAUCAAAAAGCAUGAAAUGAAGGACAAGCCGUUCAAGUGCCCGGAAUGUCCGAGACAGUUCUGCCACAAGAAUGAUCUGCGCCGUCACAUGUAUCGUCACGAGAACACCACGCCGUUCAAGUGCGAACAGUGCGCCAAGUGCUUCAUCCGUAAGGACCACCUGUUGGCACAUCAGCAGUCGCACGAUCGCCGCGACAAGAGAAACAACGAAAAGGAAAACGGAAGCCCGAUGUAAGGAGUGCAACGCGUAUCGUCAGCAAGUAAGUUCUAUUGGCAAAUGACUCCGGUAGCGCCUUGGGUAAGGAGUGCAACGCGUAUCGUCAGCAAGUAAGUUCUAUUGGCAAAUGACUCCGGUAGCGCCUUGGGCGAUUGUGCUUAUGGGAGUAAUGAAAGUGUUAAAACAGUCGACUAAUUUUCACUAAUCACUUCCUAAAAACACGUGCACCUUGACCCUGGAGGAAGACAGUAAUUUAAUGUUUUUUUUCCCUAAAUUUAUACCAUCAACAUUUUAUAAACAAUAAACCAGCAGAUUUUAAACAAAAAAA